AAAAACAAUUUGUUUUGUGUCAUUUUACAAAAAUGGUUCUUAUAUUUAUAUUUUAUAUUAAGUUUUAUAAAAUUUUAUUUUUGAAAUUUGCCUUAGGCCUCCAAAAAUCCUCGCACGGCACUGCUCUUAGAUCCUCUUUUCUUUUGUUGUUUUAGUUGUUUUUAACUUUGAUUGUGUAAGUUAGGUGUGGUGAGUUUUGUAGACCGAGGCUUAAAACAGAUUGUGUUGAUUUAGCAACUUUCUUGCUGCUUCCUUUCUUCGUUCAGUUUGCAUUAGAUUUCAAAAUUUUGUUUCGCUGCAUUGAGUGGACCUGUAAGUUUUCAGUUGAAUUCUUCGGAGAUUGUACAAAAAACGCUAAAACUCAUGGAUGUUAAUUAUGACGUAUGAGAAUAUUUGUCUGGAGAACUAGUCAUUUACUCAUAUACAUGUUUAUUUACUUUGGAAGCUGAUGCUUUUUUACUUAGUGAGUUUUCAGUAAUAUCUUAGUUAUUAUAAUCUAUAAGUUUGUAAAAGUACUGUCGGUUUUUGGUACAACUUAUUUGACAUGUUUGUGGGAGGGUCGCCUUUUUGUUCGAGGUACAAAAAGCCUAAGAGAAGUGUUUGUGUAUAUAAAAUGGAGGAUCAUAAGCCGACGAGUUUCACGUUUGAGAUAGAUAACUUCUUAGAGAAAGAAGCUGUGAUUUCAUCCCCAACAUUCUCAAGUGGCGGCUGCCAAUGGUGUAUGCAAACGUUUAUCCCAAAGGAAAUGGUAUUGAAGAUCACUUGGCUCUAGAGCUCUGGGUUGCGAAUUAUGGAUCAUUGCAACUUGGAUGGAAAAGCCGAGCUAAAUAUUCUUUUGUUCUGUUGAACCAAUCCGGCAAAGAAAUCCACAAAACAACUGAAACUUGCCAAGUGUUCUGCGCUCCGGUCACGUCUUGGGGAAAGCCAAAGGCCUUGACUCUUAAAAAGCUUCAAGAAAAAGGGUUUCUGGAGAACAACAAACUGAUAGUUAAAGUCCAAGUCCAAGUACUUGAAGUUGUUAACGAGGCAGAAGUAACUGGGAACGAGACUAUGGAUGUCGAAGGUUUCCAAGUUCUUUAUUCUCAGGUUAUUCAAGUAAGUUGGAUUUUCGUAUCCAAGAACUUGAGCAACAGAACAAGAAUCUCAUAGCUGAACUCAACAAAGGAGAAGAUCAAAUCUGCAUGGUUGGAGCAGACGGUGUUAAAUCUCAAAACUAAGCAGAACAAGAACAAGAAGCCGAAAUUAAGCCCCAACUAAUUCUCCUGCAAAUUUGGGAAUUUGUUUUUUUCUUUCUUUUGUUUAUCUUUGAGCUGAAGAUCAAGAAAUCUUCUUGAUCUUAAAACUCACGCUACGUGUUUCAGGAUUCAGGCUCAUCUGGUGAGUCC
Molecule: messenger RNA, 1385 nt
Organism: Raphanus sativus (radish)
Lineage: Eukaryota; Viridiplantae; Streptophyta; Magnoliopsida; Brassicales; Brassicaceae
Product: MATH domain and coiled-coil domain-containing protein At2g42470-like
Exons: 4
Coding region: 715-1149 (144 amino acids)
Molecular function (GO): protein binding
Source: RefSeq, a predicted model, not a curated record